AUGUUUGCAGUGCAUACUGGGAAAUUGUAUGGAGAAUGUAUUUCUAAUAGUGCUGGUAUAUUCGUUUUUAAAAAGUGAAUUGUGAACGAAAGUAAACAGCUAGAUUAGAGAACUGUGAGUUUUUCGAGUAAGUUACUUGUAGCAGAAGCAAGAAAUUAGUUAAAGAGUUCUUAAAUAACAAAUAUGGAGUGAUACACUGAAGAGGAACAUCUUUCUGGUCGCGGCUGUCCUCUCCGGGUUGGCACAGGAUGAGAUGGCUUGGAAAUUACUCACUCAAACACACCGAAUGAAGGAUUUGCGGCCAAGUUAGCAUCGACGCGACACUUGCCGCCCAUCGCGCCGCAAACACUUAAGUGAGACCCAUUGUCCAGAUCUCCUCUGCCUUGAACACCCCGAAUCGCUGACUUCUAAAGCCGAUCCGAACGAGUUUGUCUUCGGAGAAUUUUCCACGCGGAAAAUUAAAGUGUUCAAGCUUGAAGAGCGCAAACAGAAACUUCGAUCGUCUUUGCAUUUAUCCAUCGCUAAAACUGACAGAGACGUUGUAAUAGAAAAAUCUAGUUCGGGUCAGCCACGUGCUCCUUCAGCCGAGACAUCUGUCCAUCUCGCAAUCAAGCAGCGGUUCGAAGUAGCAGAGUACUCAAAUAUGUAAACGAGGCACGCGCGAGGAUAAUUAUUCUGAAACCAUGAGCACCAACAAGGACGACGACGCUUUCUGGUACAGCAGUGAGACGCGGUCGUUCUGUUUCGAAAGUAACGAGGUGGACCAAUUGUUGCGAGGAUCGAAGGCCGGCGCAGAGGAACUCGGAGCAGGAAUCUCUAAUGUGUCAAUUUCGGAAAGCAAUUUCAGGUCUAGCGAUGACCUCCAAACAGCAAAACCUCUGCUCUCCAUUAUAUCAGACAAAACGCUUUCCUGCAGUAUGUUUAAAAAUUAUUUAUCUGCCAUUUCUUGUUGUAACAAGGAUUUCAGCAUAGAAGCUUGUCAAACAUAUGAUUUUGCAGUUUUAGCCGCAGACAAGUUGCAGAACGUACGUCCAGAAAUAGAUGUGGCCCCGCCAGAGAUUACCUUGAGGAAGAUAUUGCUAGGCCAGCCAUACUCAUUAGUAGAGUACAAGUCUAUUGCCAGCAAAACUGCCCUAUUAGACGCUGCCAUUUCAGGUGGAGAUGGGAACGCUAUUUUGAUAGUGAUUUUAUUUCUUACAAAGACUCUAAAACGAUCACUGGUACAAAGGUUGUUGACGGAGAGACCGGACGCAGUAAACAUAUACUUACAUUACCUCUUUAUAAGACUGCAAACGAAUGAAAUAACUGACAUCUUGACAAUGCUGGGUCAUGCCUCAGUCGCUGCUAUGAAGAAUCUUCAUAUUAUCAUAAGGAACACGAGAGAUCCGACCAAGCUGCUGCAAAAGCUGCACAACUGUUACAAAGUACACUUUGCCAUGCUUCCUGAUUGUAAGGAAGCUAUUUUUCUGAAAUCUUACAUCAAGCUGUUAGAGUGGCAAAUGGCGAUCAAACAGAUAAAUGACAAUGAAGAGCUCCCAUUCAACUCUUCACUUCUGAAAUCUCUGCAUUACGCAUGCAAAUAUCAUGGUAAUGCGCGAGACAAUUCCAUAAUGUCACCCGCAAUGCUCUCUCGGGACCAUCACGUCUCUCCCAAGCAACAUGAAAAAGUUUCCCUGCAAGUCAAAGCUGCCUGCAGCGAGUGGGACGGUGUCGAUCGUUUACUCUUAACGAAGGGAAUACUUGGUAAUACAAAACUGCAAACGCAUUUACACAUAGAAGAUAUAUUGAAAAUAUUGUACAAAAACAACGCAUCGCAUGCCGUUCUCGAAAAGUAUCUGAAAUUUGUUGACAAUUUAGAGAAGCGACUAGAAUUGGCAAAGAAACUAUCGUGCCAUACAGUAGUAAUCGAUAUAUUUGUACAACAAGGGGACCGCACGAUGCUGAUGGAUUACAAAGCGAAGUUGCAGCCUCAGUCGGGAGAAUAUUUUUAUGCUGAAAGUGCUUUACGUUUACCACAUGUCAAGUGGAAAACGUAGAUCCGUCUUGCUAUUAUAAUUAUGUAGAAUAAUAGGUAUUUUAAUUAUGUAUAAUUAUAUUUUAUCUUACGUUAUAUAAGAUAUAAUAUAUUUCGACUACAAAGGUAUGUUUUAUAAUAUAAAAUAAAAUUUGAUAUCAUAUUACUACAUGAAAAUAUAUAAAUAUUGUUCAAAAUUGCCGAAUUUAACUACAUCUCUCUUAUUUGUUUUCUUUUAUAAUAUUUACACAAAUUUCCAAGUGAGAGAAUUUAACAAGAAAUUUUAUUUGUAAACUUAUAAUAUAAUAAUUAUUAAAAAUAGCAUAUAAUAUAAAAAAUGCGGCAUA
Messenger RNA from Ooceraea biroi (clonal raider ant), 2361 nucleotides. Its product is annotated as spermatogenesis-defective protein 39 homolog. Gene Ontology annotation, cellular component: cytoplasm. The record is from RefSeq and is a predicted model, not a curated record. Lineage: Eukaryota; Metazoa; Arthropoda; Insecta; Hymenoptera; Formicidae. Gene Ontology annotation, biological process: vacuolar transport; intracellular protein transport.